Messenger RNA from Ilyonectria robusta, 2085 nucleotides. RefSeq names its product amidase signature domain-containing protein. The coding region runs from base 1 to 2085 and encodes 694 amino acids. The record is from RefSeq and is a predicted model, not a curated record. Lineage: Eukaryota; Fungi; Ascomycota; Sordariomycetes; Hypocreales; Nectriaceae. The transcript has a single exon.
AUGGCUCCCCUCAACCUCGUUGAAGCAUCAAUUGAUGAGCUUCAGGCGGCAUUGUCAUCCGGCACCCUGACCAGCGUGGAGCUCGUUGCGCAAUACCUGCGCCGUAUCUCGCGCUAUGAUUGUCGCGGUCUUGCCCUGAACUCCAUGCCUAUCCUUAACAACCGUGUGUUUGAAGAUGCUGCGACAUCCGACGACCAUCGUGCGUCUGGUCGGCCGGUGCGGCGACUAGAAGGCAUCCCGUACACCGUCAAGGACAGUUACAAAGUGAAGGGCAUGACGGCGGCCAGCGGGUCCCCGGCAUUCAAAGACCUGAUCGCUACUGAGGAUGCGUUCACGGUAAGCGCCAUCCGAGCUGAAGGAGGCGUGUUGAUAGGGCGGACAAACAUGCCGCCAAUGGCAUAUGGCGGUAUGCAACGAGGCAUCUACGGGCGCGCCGAGAGUCCCUACAACCUGGACUAUCUUGCCGCAGCCUUUGUGUCUGGCUCUUCAAACGGAUCUGCGGUUUCGACAGCCGCAUCUUUCGCAGCAUUCGGCAUGGGCGAGGAAACUGUUUCGUCGGGCCGUUCCCCAGCGUCGAACAACGCACUCGUGGCUUACACGCCCUCAAGGGGUUGCAUCUCCAUCCGCGGCAAUUGGCCGCUCUAUCCAACCUGCGACGUGGUAGUUCCGCAUACGCGCACCAUGGAUGACAUGCUCGUGCUGCUUGAAGUCAUCACGGCCGAAGAUUCUUCCACGAAGGGCGACUUUUGGCGAGACCAGCGCUUUGUCGCGUUGCCAAAGCCAUGGCAACAAGUUCCCCCAAAUGUAUGCUUUCGCGACGCGGCCCUCUCUACAACACUCGAGGGCAUGAGGUUUGCAGUUCCAGCCAUGUACAUUGGCGGAGCCUCUCCCGAGGGCGCCACUCCGGUCACGACGAGCUCAGAGGUCAUCAAACUCUGGGAACAAGCCAAAGGCCAACUCGAGUCGCUAGGCGCUGAAGUCAUCGUCGUUCCCGACUUUCCUGCAGUCACGGCCUAUGAAAACCCCAAACUCCUGCCUGAAGGUUCACCCCGGCUGCCGGAAAACUGGAACUGGACGGAGAGAGGCCCGUUGGUUGCCCACGGCUGGGAUCAAUUCCUACGUGAUAAUCACGACGGCUCCAUUUCCGACCUCACCUGCGUGGACGAGUUCAAUAUCUAUCCCCAUCAUAUGCGGACGCCAGCUGAACUCAAGCACCUGCCGGCCAACAAUGCCAUUCACUGGGGCAAGCUUGCAGCGUACGUUCAGGAAUCUUCCAUUUACGACACAAAAGACUUGGGUCCUGCACUUGAAGCUCUUGAGGGCAUGCGAAAGCAACUGGUUGAUGGCUAUCUCGACCACUUUAAAUGCCAUGGCUUUGUCUUCCCUGCAGCUGGCGACGUGGGCGCCGCAGAUGCCGAUGUCGACGACACCAGCGCUGCUUAUGCAUGGCGGAAUGGCAUCUUCUACAGCAAUGGAAAUAGGGCACUGCGUCAUUUGGGUAUCCCUUCGGUAACGGUGCCGAUGGGGAUCAUCCCGGAUAAACAGAUGCCCAUGGGUCUCACCUUCGCGGGGCGAGCAUAUGAUGACGUUAAUCUGCUAAAGUGGGCAAAUGCGUUUGAAAAGAAGACCAAGAUGCGGGUUGCUCCAGCACACACACCAGCACUUCAGUCGGACAACAUUGAACAGCGGCCCGAUAACGCCCUUGCCAGGUCGAAGAGGCCUUUGCUAGAAGCUGAAUGGUCUGCAGACACACACGCUGAUGAUUCCCGCCUCCUUCGAGUGGACAUCAAGGGUACGGUCCGAAUUGAACCAGAUGCUGGUUCAUCUGAUGUCGAGCCUAUGGUUCAAAUCACGGUGGAUGGUGAAGAUGUGUCCCCUGAACAAAUUAACAUCAGCGCUGCGGCCAAGGAUUUGUCGGGUCAAAUAAUUGUCGAGUUUGAAGGAUGGGCAUUAACACCCAGAUCUAUGGAGAGAAAUGAAAGAGAAAAGACGAUGGUACCUGUCGCCCGUGACAAGACCAUGGUGGUGGUUCUGGCAAGGUCAGCGCCUGGUGGAUGUCCAUCCGGGUUUUUGGCUUUAAUAUAG